Messenger RNA from Parus major (Great Tit), 2281 nucleotides. It is a transcript of the gene PGRMC2, whose product is annotated as progesterone receptor membrane component 2. Lineage: Eukaryota; Metazoa; Chordata; Aves; Passeriformes; Paridae. The record is from RefSeq and is a predicted model, not a curated record. Gene Ontology annotation, cellular component: membrane; endomembrane system. The coding region runs from base 33 to 614 and encodes 193 amino acids. The transcript is spliced from 3 exons.
GUCCCGGGCGGGCGCGCGCUGUCCGGGCAGCGAUGGCGGACGAUGGGCAGGGGCGGCUCAGGACUGAGGGCGGCCGGGCGAGCGGCGCGGUCGUGGCGGGCGGCGAGAUGCUGCUGAGCGUGGGGCUGCUGGCCCUGGCGCUGCUGGCGGCCUACCGGCUGUACCUGCGCUGGGGAACGCGGAGCGGGCCGGGGGGCGCGGCCCGGCAGGGCGAGGCCGCCGCGCUGCCGCGCAUGAAGCGCCGGGAUUUCUCCCUGGAGCAGCUGCGCGAGUUCGACGGCGCUCGCAACCCUCGCAUCCUCCUGGCUGUCAACGGGAAAGUCUUCGACGUGACCAAAGGCAGCAAGUUCUACGGGCCCGAGGGUCCAUAUGGAAUAUUUGCUGGCAGAGAUGCCUCCAGGGGACUAGCAACUUUCUGUCUAGAUAAAGAUGCACUCAAAGAUGAAUAUGAUGACCUAUCGGACUUAAAUGCUGUACAGAUGGAAAGUGUAAGAGAGUGGGAAAUGCAAUUUAAAGAAAAAUAUGACUACGUAGGUAGACUCCUAAAACCAGGGGAAGAACCAUCAGAAUACACAGAUGAGGAAGAUACCAAGGAUCACACUAAACAGGAAUGAACUUUGUAAACAACCAAAGUCAGGGGCCUUCGGAACUGCAACCUCUUAUUCCCCAUCACAGAAUGUCCUGCAUCUUUGGGUACAGUUCAUCUGCUGCGAAAAAACAUUCAACAGGUUUUGUACAAGGAAAAUAAUAUACUCACAAAUGAAGAUUUGAAUACUAGACAUUCUUUGUGCUGCCAAAUUUUUUGUUGCAGUUUAUUUGUAAUGUCUGGUUAGGCUUCGUUAGUGAAGAGGGGCCAGGGAUUUAAAGGCAAAAAUGCUAUUCCUUUUUAUCAGUAAGCUGAAGCCUUCAACUAGUGUACCUUACAAGCUCUCUAAAAGACGUGAGUCUUCAAGCUCAGAGGAAGGUUUGAAUCUUGUUUUGUGUGUGUCUUCUCCUUCAGCAUUAAAAGAAAGAUAUACUCAUCCACAUCAGCAUCAGUAGGUUAGACUACUGCAGCCGGUGUUAAAAAUGUGAAUUUCCAGUUUUGUUUUGUAUGUGGGCGUUAGUAGCCCAGCAGAGUACUUCAGUUCUCUAAGAGAAGUCCACAUAGAUUAGGAUGGGGAUAAAAUUCAUCCUUUUCUCAAAAGGAUUGGGUAAAAAAGUUUCUUCUACAACAACUGUUAUCUGAAGCCUGCCUCCCCACCUUUUUUCCAUCCUCUAAAUCAAAUCAGAUAUUAAUUGUGCCUUAUUUCGCUUACAUAGACUUGAAUUGUUUUAAGGGACAGCCCCCAAAUUGCGGUUUCAUAGUCACUACAAGCAGCAGUGAGACUGAAUUGGAAUGUUCUGUUGACUGGAAAACCUUGAUGUCAUUCUGUGUAUAGAAUGUAAAAGAGGAGUACUCAGUGUUACUGCCAUAUGUUAAUACUACAUAUACUUAAAUUAGCAUUGUGAUGGCCAAAUGCAUACUCCCAUGCUUCUUUUUAAUGAAAUACAAACACACAAAAAAAAGUCUCCCUUCCUCCUCUUCCAGAAGCUGCCUAACUCUUGGGAGCAUAGCCUUCACACCCCCGUAGAGUGAAGGGGCGUUGCGCGCGUGUGUCUGUGUGUGUGUCUGUCUGAAUGCAAGACUUGGGAGGGAUUGUUUCUGCAGAUAUUGUAAAUACGAGUACCAUUUUAAUAAAGCAUGUACAAUACCACUUGUGCUGUCAGACUUUGUCUAGAAGCUGUUAAGCAGAGCUGGAAUAUGAUGCAAUAAAAAGGGGGAGAAAUCUUGGAUAGAUGAAGCAGCCACUGCUAUUAAUACUGCUCUUUGUCCUGGUGGAGUUAUUUUCCCUUUCAAGUCCCAGCUGUUGAGGAAUCUCGAAGACUUACUCAGGUAAGCUGUGUUUAAGAGACUAAUCCUAUGCCAGUGAAUUUAUGGUGGUGCAGGGUAAAGCGAUAUAAAGAACGCAUUUUAGUAACUGAGUGUAAUAUAGAGUAUAAGGAAUAUGUCACAUGGCAUUAACAGGACAAGAACAGCAGCCUUGUGGCUCAUGUUUGUACCUCUGGUUGCAGAUUUCACCUGUGUUAAGUCUACAGUUACAAUUUGUAACAAAAUUGAGCUAGGUCUACUUCUGUUUUACAUGCUGUUGAACUGUAAACUCUGAAAUUCCAGGGAUGACUACUUUUUUUAUUCAUAUUUGACUGAAAGAGAUUCAUUUUGAUGUAAAUGAAACAAAUAAACAAAAACUCCUCUGUGGAA